GCUUUCGAGUUGCCAAGGCAACGGGGCCUAGAAGCGAUGGAUGGAUUCUGAGGCGGCGGAGCUGCUCAGAUUCUCAGGUCCAUGGCGGAGGUCCAUGUCAUUGGUCAGAUCGUGGGAGCCAGCGGAUUCCCUCGCAGCAGCCUUUUCUGCAAAUGGGGGAUCCACACAGGAGGGGCCUGGAAGCUGCUGUCAGGACUCCGGGAAGGACAGACGCAAGUUGACCACCCUCAGCUGGAUGACGUGGCCUAUUGGUCCCAUCCAAUCGACGUCCAUUUUGCCACCAAAGGCUUGCAAGGCUGGCCCAAGCUCCAUGUCCAGGUAUGGCACCAAGACUCCUUUGGCCGCACCGAGCUCUAUGGGUACGGCUUCUGCCACGUGCCUUCGAGCCCUGGCUCCCACGAGUUGGAGUGCGUAACCUGGCGCCCGCUGGGCUCCUGGCAGGAGCAGCUCUCCCAGCUCUUUGUGGGCGGCGGGCCUCAGUUGCUCAACAGUGACCUCAUCUACACCGGUGCUGACCGCUACCGCCUCCAAACCUCCGCCAUGGGCACCGUCCAUCUCCAAUUGACUGUCAUUCUGCGUAACUUUGAUCGCUAUGGUGUCGAGUGCUGACCCUCAGUGGCAGAUUGUGGAAGGAGGUAUGUGAUUCUCUUUUAAGACUGCGGAUCUUCAAAGAAGACUUCUGAAAUCAUGGAAACAGGAUCCUCAGAAGGGAAUGCAGCUUCCUGACACCGUCUGUGGACUGUGUUUUCAGCUCCUGGACAGAUAGAAAGCUAUUUCCCAUCAGUUACUGAGAGGUGGAACAUACGGACCAAUUUGCCUGAUUUUGGUCCCUGACUCCAGGACACAGAAAUGUGCAGAGUCUUAAAGGGGCAGUUUUCCCUCAGUCACUUCUUCGUUGUCUUUGGGAUCACCUGAACAGCAUGAAUCAUGGCCUCACGUAUCUUUGGGCCCCAUGUGCCUUUUGUGAUCCGGUUUGUAGUCUGAGUUUGGCUAAAGAGAGAUGCUGUUUCCAGUUUUGUGCUGUGAGGUCAUUUCCUUUUUUUUUCUACAAUGUUUUUCUCUCCUUUUUGUAUUAAAUGGGUUUUAUGCAAA
This is a messenger RNA of Anolis sagrei ordinatus, 1092 nucleotides long. RefSeq names its product B9 domain containing 2 (gene B9D2). Gene Ontology annotation, biological process: cilium assembly. NCBI's taxonomy places the organism in Eukaryota, Metazoa, Chordata, Lepidosauria, Squamata, Anolidae. Gene Ontology annotation, cellular component: MKS complex. The record is from RefSeq and is a predicted model, not a curated record.